AUGGUUGCGAUAAUGCAUUGGCUCGCUAGUAUCGCCGUGGCGGCCUCGGUGGCGUCAGCCCUGCCAAGCGCAGAAGACGAGGCACAAAGCCUCUGGUUCGGCGACGCACCGACUAUCAGCGUCGUCAGUCCCAACCUCACCACCAAGUGGUUCGACGGCAGCGACUACGUACAGGUCGUCGAGCUCUUUGUGCAAAACACAGACAAGUCCAAGUUCCUCACCAAGAGCCACAAUCUCAAAGUGACGAUUGACUCGCCGUCGCUGGACACGGUCAUCCCCGGCGCCGUCCACCGUCUGGCGCCCGGCCAGAGGGCGCUGGUCCAGGUCGGUGUCAAGAACAAGGCCGGCGUCCAGGCCGGCGCGCAGUGCAGCGGCAAGGCGACGGCCGCCGCGGGCCCGCACGGCAAGCAGACGACGGCCUCGGCGGCGCUUUCGGGAGCCUGCGGCAUCGCAGACUUUGACAACACGGCGGAGAGCCUGCUCACGCACCGCACGCCCGACUGGUUCGACAAGAUCAAGUACGGCAUCUUUAUCCACUGGGGCCUGUACUCUGUGCCGGCCUAUGGCAACACGGGCAAGAAUGAAAACUAUGCCGAGUGGUACUGGAAGUGGCAGCAUGACCCCAACGACAAGACGGCGACGUAUCAGUACCACUUGGAUACGUACGGCAAGAAUGUCAACUACGACGACUUUGCGGCCAAUUUCACCGGCAAGAACUUUGACCCCAAGGACUGGGUUGACCUCUUUGCCGACGCCGGCGCCCAAUACUUUGUUCCCACCACCAAGCACCACGACGGCUUCGCCCUCUUCAACUUUUCCUCCAGCAUCAGCCGCCGCUCCACCGUGCACUACGGCCCCAGGCGCGACUUCAUCGGGGAGCUCUUCGCCGCCGCCCGCCAGCACCAGCCGCACCUCCGCCGCGGCACCUACUUUAGCCUGCCCGAGUGGUACAACCCCAAGUACAAGCAGGGCGGGAGCUUCGCCGGGGGUCCUCCCACGAACCCGUACACGGGCGCGACGCUCGACUACACGGGCUACGUCGACGUCGACGACUUUGUCGCCGACAUCCAGGCGCCGCAGAUGGAGGCGCUCGCGUACGCCUACGACACGGAGAUUCUGUGGUGUGAUAUCGGCGGCCCGAACCAGUCGGCCGACGUCAUGUCCAAGUGGAUCAACUGGGCGCGGCAGCAGGGACGGCAGGUGUCGUACAACUCGCGCUGCGGCCUCAAGGGCGACUUUGACACGCCAGAAUACGAUCCCAAUCCUACGCAUCCUCUCGACAGAAAGUGGGAGUCGAGCCGCGGCAUGGAUCCGCACUCGUACGGCUACAACCACGUCAUCCCGGACUCGCAGUACAUGACGGGCGAGGAGAUUGUCAAGACGCUCGUCGACAUCGUCGCCAACAACGGCAACUUCCUCCUCGACAUUGGCCCGAAGGGCGACGGCGCCAUCCCGGCCGUCAUGCAGACCAACCUGCGCGACGCGGGCGCCUGGAUCCGCGCCCACGGCGAGGCCAUCUACGGCACCACCUACUGGUCCGUGACCGCCGGCGCCGACCCCUGGCGCUACACGGCGACGGCGGACGCCUUUUACAUGCACCACGUCGGCGAGCCGGCGGGCAAGGUGCUGACGGUUCCGGACCCGGUGCCGUUCUUGCCGGGGGACAGACUGACGGCCGUGGGCGGCGCGGCGCACGGGACAAAGAUAGGGUCGACGUGGAACGGGCCCGGGACGCUGAAGCUGGUGCUGCCGCAGAGCGUGCUGGAUGGGGACAAGUACAUCUGGACAUUCAAGAUUGAGUACGUGCGAUGA
This is a messenger RNA of Akanthomyces muscarius, 1812 nucleotides long. RefSeq lists its product as uncharacterized. Gene Ontology annotation, molecular function: alpha-L-fucosidase activity. The record is from RefSeq and is a predicted model, not a curated record. Bases 1 to 1812 code for a protein of 603 amino acids. Gene Ontology annotation, biological process: fucose metabolic process; glycoside catabolic process. Lineage: Eukaryota; Fungi; Ascomycota; Sordariomycetes; Hypocreales; Cordycipitaceae. The transcript has 5 exons. Gene Ontology annotation, cellular component: lysosome.